Messenger RNA from Patiria miniata (bat star), 1321 nucleotides. Its product is annotated as lipopolysaccharide-induced tumor necrosis factor-alpha factor homolog. The transcript is spliced from 4 exons. The record is from RefSeq and is a predicted model, not a curated record. Gene Ontology annotation, molecular function: zinc ion binding. The coding region runs from base 410 to 853 and encodes 147 amino acids. Lineage: Eukaryota; Metazoa; Echinodermata; Asteroidea; Valvatida; Asterinidae.
AUUUGGGCGUCACAGCAACGCGGCUAGCCUACUAGACUUGACCAUGUGCAUCGAGACUUGCUUAUCAGCCUCUGCCACCAAUUGCCUUUAAUACUGUCACCUACUUUAUUCCGGGGAAACAAAGAAAAAGAAUUAUGGGCUUGCCACAUUCAGCAGUCUCUGUCUUAAAACGGUUAUUAUAUGUUGAUUUGUUAGGGCCUUGGGAUUGAUACAUGUUUAGGCAUCACUGAGCGACUAGUAGGAAAGUUUAUUUCAUUAUUCCGGCGACUGCGCAAAGACAACAACCUUUGAAGUGCGAGUGAUAGUUACAUCAUUCAGGAAUUAACUUGGUAGGUGCACUCGACUCACGCACACAAACGCCACCGAUUUCGACAGAACAACGUUUCAGAUAGUAUACCAAGGUUACAUAAUGGAAGCGAAACCAGCUCAGUCAGAGGGGCCCCCUCCCUACGAUCCAAACCAUGCACAACCUGGCCAACCAGCACCGGCCUGGCACCAGCAGCCGGGGGCCGUCCCACCGCCCACAGUGGCUCAACCCGGUCAGACUACCGUCGUGGUUCAGCAUCAACCCCCACCCGUACCCCAGCAGCAGACGGUCAUCACUACCGUGGCAAUGCCGAUGAAAAUGACACCUUACCCCUCCCAGCUCCAGUGUCCGAGCUGCCACAACAGCGUCACCACAGUCACGCACAAGGAGAUUGGGGGCGCGGUGUGGUUGUCUGCGGCGGUACUUUUGCUGUUCGGUCUCUGGCUAGGCUGCUGCCUCAUUCCGUUCUGCAUUCCAGCUUUGAAGGACACCGUGCACGUCUGCCCCAUCUGCAAAUUCACCAUCGGGAAACAUUCUCAGCUGUGACCGGCUCAUUCUCAGCUGUGAUGCUUAAGAUUUUAAAAUGGAACAAUACUUCCUAAACCCAACUAAAAAAAACCACCUCUAAACUUCGUGUUCUCUUCUUUGGAAUUGGCGUAAUGACGUCAUGCACAUUUUGAUGAUUGUGCACCUGCGCUUUCCUACGUGGUAGACGGUCCCUACUUCGUCUGGCAUCCCGACUUCCCUACCAUAGGAAAGCGCAUAUGAUAAACAAAGCCAUUACGCCAUUAGGUCUCAGAUCUAUUAUAACGUCUCCUUUUCGACUAGUUGUGUAUAAUUAUGGUCUUACAUGACCAUAACAUAUUAUGUACUUUUGGUUUGCUUUUACCACAUAAUAUAUGUCUCGUAGAUUGAAAUGAAAUUAAAAUAAUCUUUUUAACUGACCAUCAUAAUUGUAGUUUUGUAUAAUAUAUUACCCAAGACUAUAAAGAAAAUAAAAUGGUUCUAAAAAUA